GGGCCAGUGGAGUGUGUCUGGGUCAGCUGAGUGCCUAUAUCAAAGCUCCCAGCCUUGAAAAGGACACCCUGUUCCCAGGCCUCAAGAUAUUGAAACAUUAAUUAGAUCAUUUAAAGUAGGGUUUUCUUCUACAAUGUCUGAAGAAGUGACCUACGCGACACUCACAUUUCAGGAUUAUGCUGGAGGAAGGAAUAACCGACAUGGAAAUAACCUAAGAAAAAAAGGGCAUCCAGCUCCAUCUCCCAUUUGGCGUCAUGCUGCCCUGGGUCUGCUAACUCUUUGCCUUAUGUUGCUGAUUGGGCUGGUGACUUUGGGGAUGAUGUAUAUCUAAUGACAUUAACUCAGAUUCAGAGAAAUUGAGUCAACUUCAGAAAACCAUCCACCAGCAGCAGGAUAACUUAUCCCAGCAACUGGGCAACUCUAAUAACUUGUCUAUGGAGGAGGACUUUCUCAAGUCACAGAUCUCCAGUCUACUGAAGAGGCAGGAACAAAUGGCCAUCAAACUGUGCCAAGAGCUAAUCAUUCGUAUUUCAGACCACAGAUGUAAUCCAUGUCCUAAAAUGUGGCAAUGGUUCCAAAAUAGUUGCUAUUAUUUUACAACAAAUGAAGAGAAAACCUGGACUAACAGUAGAAAGGACUGCAUAGACAAGAACUCCACCCUAGUGAAGAUAGACAGUUUGGAAGAAAAGGAUUUUCUUAUGUCACAGCCAUUACUCAUGUUUUCAUUCUUUUGGCUGGGAUUAUCAUGGGACUCCUCUGGCAGAAGUUGGUUCUGGGAAGAUGGCUCUGUUCCCUCUCCAUCCUUGUACGUCUCUAACUAUUGAGGGUAAACACAAGUUUUCCAUGGAAUCCUGGGAAAAUUAAUAAUGACUGUGAGAAUUAUAAACACAGACAUAAAAAGAGGAGUACAACAUACUCAGAAAAGAGCUCCAGUAACAAAUAUCGAAAGGAGGUAUAGUUCAUUUCAUCUCUGUGAGAAAUUUAUGGCAAGGCACUGAACUUUAUCUUUUGGUAGAAAUGUGUUUAUUUAACACACAUACACCUAAUACUACAUUCAAAGGAUUUUAUAAAUAUUAACCCUUGAAGAAAGCACUGUUAUAUUCCCAUUUUAUAGGUAGAAAUAUUAUCACAAAGAGAUUAAGUAACUUGCCUGAGGUCACUCAGCUCAUAAAUUGCACUUUAGGGACUGUGCACUCAGUCACUCAGCUGUUGUGAUUCUCCAUUACCUCCAAUCCAAAAGGGUACUGCUAGUCAUAAGAACAUAUAUCAACACAUUUAUUUAUACCAAAUAACUGUCAACCAUUUUCUAACAAAAAGUAAGACUGAAUUGACUGAUUAGUUCAACAAUUAGUGUCAUGUUGAGGACUUGCAAAUUACAACACAUGGCCAGUGUCUUUUAUGAAUUAAAAUGAACUAAACCUUCCACUUCAAGGUUUGGAUGAGAAUAUUUAAAGGACAAAUAGAAUAUAUAACACUUGGAAACUUUCAAUUUUUUUAACUAUUUAAAGUUAUGAAAAAAUAGAUGUCAACAGAAAUGUGUAAGGGGAUAUUAGGUUUGCUAAAUUCUUUCACAGACGAUAAAAAAAAAAUUUUGAGGAACACCUCAUUAUAAGUACAUUUAAAUGAAACAACUGUAUUAAUAUUUUAAAUAUAAUAGUAUUUUUAUAUUAGAUAAAAUUUAAGAUCAUUGGCAUCUUAAUGGAUUUUUAAAUUUUUUUAUUGAUACAUAAGAGAUGCAUAUGUUUUGGGGUACAUGAGAUAAUUUGAUACAUUCAGAUAGUGUGUAAAGAUCAAAUAAGUGGAACUGGGAUAUCUAUCAAUUUAAAUAUUUAUCUUUUCUUUGUGCUAGGAGCAUUCAAAUUAUUAUUUUCUCAUUAUUGUGAAAUGUACAGUAGAUUAUUGUUAAUUGUAUUCACCCUAAUAAUCUAUCAAACACUAGGUCUUACUUCUUCUAUCUAACAAGAUAUUUGUAUCCAUAAUGGCUUUUUAUCUACCUUCCUCCCCCAACAAAUAAUUAUCCACCCCCCUGCCUCCUAUUUCACUCUUCAAAGCAUGUUGUCAGUUUUCUUAAACUGAAUAAUAACCACUCAUCUUCUGUCAAAGAUGCCAUGCUUCAGCAGUGACUCAGCAGUUCCUUAAAUCACAAACAAUGCUAGGUCUAUUACUUUCUCCCUGGAUACACUUUAUCUUCAUCCAUUUCCCAAUGUUUCAUCGUGGCUACUUCUACUCAAACACGAAUCCCCCAUUCUCUAAUCACCAUUAUUAAUCAUAUCAAGUCAACUAGUCUGGUUUCACACUAAUAAUAAUGACAAAAAGCACAUGCAGAGUAACACACAAACAAAAAAAGUGACAGUUACUCUUCGUGACAAGAGCAAUACUUGGCAUGAACUGAUUAAUAUUAAUCUGAGGUGUUGCUACUAGACUGAGGGUUUCCAGGAGUAGUACCAUGACAUCAUGUAAACACAUUCCAUGUUGGAAUCUAAGAUGUGUCCCUUCUCCCAAAGGGAUUUUACUCAUCCUUGGCCUCUCUACUCACUCUUAAUCAAAGUGUGAGGGAGGUGGCCCCCACAGCAGGGUUCGGAACCUACAGACCCUGGCCCCUGAGACAUGCAGCUGUCAGAUAAGCCAGCAUGUCAAACUCAGGUUAGAGAGACUGAGCUUCCAGAUUGUAGAACCAUUUCCUUGACUACUGAGUAAAAGCCCAGGCUAAGAUUUAGUAAGCCUAGCCCUGAAGUAAGAAAAGAAUAUGGCAGUGUAAUGCAGGUCAUUUAGGAAAAAACAAUGUUGGGCACACAGAAAAUUUAGACCUGACAAGUAUAAUUUUCUAAAGACAUUAUUUCAGGGUUAACAUCACUUUCUUAGCAGAGGAAGUGAAUACUAUUGUCAGCACCAUAUCUAUACAGUCAUUCAUUUCCUCUUUUAACAUCUGUCUUGUUCUCUUUUUACCCACCACAUAUGUAUAACUAUGUGAAAAGUUAUAUUUGUGCAUAGUAAAAUGUGAUAGCUUUUUA
Messenger RNA from Piliocolobus tephrosceles (Ugandan red Colobus), 3011 nucleotides. RefSeq names its product C-type lectin domain family 12 member B (gene CLEC12B). Lineage: Eukaryota; Metazoa; Chordata; Mammalia; Primates; Cercopithecidae. The transcript has 5 exons. The coding region runs from base 435 to 824 and encodes 129 amino acids. Gene Ontology annotation, cellular component: external side of plasma membrane. Gene Ontology annotation, biological process: natural killer cell inhibitory signaling pathway; negative regulation of signaling receptor activity. Gene Ontology annotation, molecular function: signaling receptor regulator activity; protein phosphatase binding. The record is from RefSeq and is a predicted model, not a curated record.